AUGACCAUUGCACCUAUUACAACCAUUACACCCAUUACAACUAUUACACCAAAUACAACUGUUACAUCGAUUACAGCUAUUACACCUAUUACGGCAAAAAUUACAAUUUCUAGCAUAAAAAGUUGCAACCUUUCAACUUUGAAAAACCUAUUAUGGCAGGCAACCUUAGUUGAAACACGUUUAAAAAAUAUGAGCCAUGGCUUCAAUAACAUAACAAAUUUG
This is a messenger RNA of Dentiscutata heterogama, 222 nucleotides long. Lineage: Eukaryota; Fungi; Glomeromycota; Glomeromycetes; Diversisporales; Gigasporaceae. The record is from the annotation of a GenBank genome assembly.